CUCGAUGCCCGCCGCCCGGCCUCGCUGCUGCCGGGCCCGCCUUAUCCCUACGACAGAAGUGGAGCGGAUCUGCCCUGUAGCCUAGCCCAGCUAGAGAACCUGUGCAAGCAGCUGUAUGAGACCACAGACACUGCGACACGGCUCCAGGCAGAGAAGGCCCUGGUUGAGUUCACCAACAGUCCCGACUGCCUGAGCAAGUGCCAGCUGCUUCUAGAAAGAGGGAGUUCGUCCUACUCCCAGUUACUGGCAGCUACAUGCCUUACCAAGCUCGUGUCACGCACAAACAACCCGCUACCGUUGGAGCAGCGAAUCGAUAUCCGAAACUAUGUGCUCAACUACCUUGCCACCAGGCCGAAGCUGGCCACGUUUGUCACACAAGCACUGAUCCAGCUGUAUGCCAGGAUCACUAAGUUGGGCUGGUUUGACUGUCAGAAGGAUGAAUAUGUCUUCAGGAACGUGAUCACAGAUGUCACAAGGUUCUUGCAGGAUAGUGUAGAACACUGCAUCAUAGGAGUGACAAUCCUGUCCCAACUAACUAAUGAAAUUAAUCAAGCUGAUACAACUCAUCCACUGACCAAGCACAGGAAAAUAGCCUCUUCCUUCCGAGAUUCAUCUUUAUUUGAUAUUUUCACACUGUCAUGCAAUUUACUGAAACAGGCUUCUGGGAAGAACCUGAACCUAAAUGAUGAGAGCCAGCAUGGUCUGCUCAUGCAGCUUCUAAAGCUCACUCAUAAUUGCCUGAACUUUGAUUUCAUUGGCACGUCAACGGAUGAGUCCUCAGAUGAUCUUUGCACUGUGCAGAUCCCAACCAGUUGGAGAUCAGCAUUCUUGGAUUCUUCGACCCUUCAGCUGUUUUUUGAUCUUUAUCAUUCCAUCCCUCCUUCGUUUUCUCCUCUGGUUUUGUCCUGUUUAGUGCAGAUUGCCUCUGUACGCAGAUCCCUCUUCAACAAUGCAGAACGAGCAAAGUUUCUGUCUCAUCUCGUUGAUGGAGUCAAGCGAAUACUGGAAAACCCCCAGAGUUUAUCAGACCCAAACAACUACCACGAGUUCUGCCGAUUGCUGGCCCGAUUGAAAAGCAAUUACCAGCUGGGAGAGCUGGUGAAGGUGGAGAACUAUCCCGAGGUCAUCCGACUCAUUGCCAACUUCACCGUGACCAGCCUGCAGCACUGGGAGUUUGCACCAAACAGUGUUCACUAUCUGCUGAGCUUGUGGCAGCGGCUGGCAGCGUCGGUGCCCUACGUGAAAGCCACUGAGCCUCACAUGCUGGAAACAUACACACCAGAAGUCACAAAAGCGUACAUCACAUCCAGACUGGAAUCUGUGCACAUCAUAUUGAGGGAUGGUUUGGAGGAUCCACUGGAUGACACUGGCCUCGUGCAGCAGCAGCUGGAUCAGCUCUCCACCAUUGGCCGGUGUGAGUAUGAGAAGACGUGCGCUCUGCUCGUGCAGCUCUUUGACCAGUCAGCCCAGUCCUACCAGGAGCUGCUGCAAAGUGCCACCGCCAGCCCCAUGGACGUUGCUGUGCAGGAAGGGCGCCUGACGUGGCUGGUCUACAUCAUCGGGGCAGUGAUUGGUGGUAGGGUCUCAUUUGCCAGCACAGAUGAGCAGGAUGCGAUGGACGGCGAGCUGGUUUGUCGGGUGCUGCAGCUGAUGAACCUGACAGACUCGAGGCUGGCACAGGCUGGCAAUGAGAAGUUGGAGCUUGCCAUGCUGAGCUUCUUUGAGCAGUUCCGGAAGAUCUAUAUUGGAGAUCAGGUGCAGAAGUCUUCCAAGCUGUACCGCCGUCUCUCAGAGGUCCUGGGGCUGAACGAUGAGACCAUGGUCCUGAGCGUCUUCAUAGGGAAAAUCAUCACCAACCUGAAGUACUGGGGUCGAUGUGAGCCUAUCACCUCCAAGACGCUGCAGCUGCUCAACGACCUCUCCAUUGGGUACAGCAGCGUCAGAAAGCUGGUGAAGCUGAGCGCUGUGCAGUUCAUGCUGAACAAUCACACGAGUGAGCACUUUUCCUUCCUGGGCAUUAACAAUCAGUCCAACCUGACUGACAUGAGAUGUCGGACUACGUUCUACACGGCACUUGGGCGUCUUCUCAUGGUGGAUUUAGGAGAAGAUGAGGAUCAGUACGAGCAGUUCAUGCUUCCCCUGACAGCUGCCUUUGAGACUGUGGCACAGAUGUUCAGCACAAAUACUUUCAAUGAACAAGAGGCAAAAAGAACUUUGGUUGGUUUGGUGAGAGACUUGAGGGGAAUCGCCUUUGCCUUCAACGCCAAGACCAGCUUCAUGAUGCUGUUUGAGUGGAUCUACCCAUCCUACAUGCCAAUCCUGCAGCGGGCGAUUGAGCUCUGGUACCACGACCCAGCCUGCACGACGCCUGUCCUCAAACUGAUGGCUGAGCUGGUACAUAACAGAUCCCAACGGCUGCAGUUUGACGUGUCCUCACCGAACGGCAUCCUGCUCUUCAGAGAGACCAGUAAAAUGAUAACUACUUAUGGAAAUCGUAUCCUAACGCUUGGGGAGGUCCCAAAGGAUCAAGUCUACGCCUUGAAGCUGAAGGGGAUUUCCAUCUGCUUCUCUAUGCUGAAGGCCGCACUGAGUGGGAGUUACGUCAACUUCGGGGUCUUCCGUCUGUACGGGGAUGAUGCACUGGACAAUGCCUUGCAAACUUUUAUCAAGCUUCUGCUUUCCAUCCCUCACAGCGACCUCCUGGACUACCCCAAACUCAGCCAGUCGUACUAUUCCUUGCUGGAAGUUCUUACCCAGGACCACAUGAACUUUAUAGCCAGUCUGGAGCCUCAUGUAAUCAUGUAUAUUCUCUCUUCCAUUUCAGAAGGCCUCACUGCACUGGACACCAUGGUUUGCACAGGCUGCUGCUCCUGUUUGGACCACAUUGUCACCUAUCUCUUCAAGCAGCUGUCUCGCAGCACCAAGAAGAGGACCACACCUCUGACCCAGGAGAGCGACCGCUUCCUGCACAUCAUGCAGCAGCACCCCGAGAUGAUCCAGCAGAUGCUGUCAACAGUGCUGAAUAUCAUCAUCUUUGAAGACUGCAGGAACCAGUGGUCGAUGUCUCGGCCUCUGCUCGGCCUGAUACUGCUCAAUGAGAAGUACUUCUCCGACCUGAGGAACAGCAUUGUGAACAGCCAGCCCCCGGAGAAGCAGCAGGCCAUGCACCUCUGCUUUGAGAACCUCAUGGAGGGCAUCGAGCGCAACCUCCUCACCAAGAACAGGGACAGGUUCACACAGAACCUGUCGGCGUUCAGACGGGAGGUGAACGACUCCAUGAAAAACUCCACCUACGGAGUCAACAGCAACGACAUGAUGAGCUGACAGCUCCCAGCUCCUCCUGCACGGCGCAGCAUCUCUUUGGCCCGGCCCAGAGGGGUUCCCGUUUUCCGAUGGAAAGAAAAGAAGGGGCGUUUUCUAAUCCCUGCUCUCCCCCAGGGCUGAGCUGCGGCGCUGCUUUGGCCCCGUGCUCCACGUCCAUAGGGAGGAAGGGAGCAGGAGGGGUUGAUCGGCGGGGGCAGGGUGCUUCUGUUUCCGUGGGAGGGGGUGGAAGGGCAGCGAUCGGCGCCGGCACGGCGGCCCCCGACCCGCACACGUCGGCUGCAGCCCCCGCCUUGUAUAAAACAUGUACAUUUUUUCAUAAACAUUUUGAACAAGGUUUAUAUUGACUCGAGGUUU
This is a messenger RNA of Meleagris gallopavo (turkey), 3678 nucleotides long. The record is from RefSeq and is a predicted model, not a curated record. NCBI's taxonomy places the organism in Eukaryota, Metazoa, Chordata, Aves, Galliformes, Phasianidae.